This is a messenger RNA of Centropristis striata (black sea bass), 5002 nucleotides long. Its product is annotated as rho guanine nucleotide exchange factor 26-like. NCBI's taxonomy places the organism in Eukaryota, Metazoa, Chordata, Actinopteri, Perciformes, Serranidae. The coding region runs from base 352 to 3513 and encodes 1053 amino acids. The transcript is spliced from 15 exons. Gene Ontology annotation, biological process: activation of GTPase activity. Gene Ontology annotation, molecular function: guanyl-nucleotide exchange factor activity; protein binding. The record is from RefSeq and is a predicted model, not a curated record.
CUCCUCCUCCUCCUCCUCCUGCUGCUCCUGCUGCUCAUAGAAACUGUGCUGCUCCCUCAGCAGCUUCAGACGCGCUUCUCUCUGUUUCCAGUCGAUCACACUUCACAGAAACUCCGCCGCUCCGACUUUGGUUUCACAAACUUUAUUCGGGUUCGGUGCCAUGCUGGAUUAAGCGCAUUAACGCAGUUCUUCGGCGCGAGAAGGUUUGUUUUCCGACAGCGCAGGUACAAUGAGCGCAUUCUGCUGCAGAUCCACUGAUUAGGGGGGAGAGAUCAGUUUUCUACAAGGUUGCAGUGUUUGCACUGUGACCUGUAGAGUUGGACGCAGAUAGCAAGAGGACAUUCUAGCACCAUGGAUAUCGGCAAUGAUGUGGAUCUGUCCAAUAAAAACAUCACCCCACUGUGGAAACGCCGCACGGACAAAUGUAAAAAACCCCAGGACUCCAGCAAACCCAAACCGCGACCCCUCAGUUACCACCUAAAUGGGGUCAUGACGACGGACUUCCCUGAGGAGGACAACAGUUGUUCCUUCACCUUGAGCCAGCCGGCUGAGAGGCUGGUGGUGCCCCCGCCCAGUUGGGGCAAGAACACUGUAGUACUGAAGCACGUUCUGCACAAACCCUCCAAGAAAACCAGAGUUGUACGGAGUAUCAGCAUAGGGCACUUCUCUAACGGACUCUUCUCGCUGUCCAAAUUUAGGUCUGAUGAUAGCAAGUCCUCCUCACUGGACAAUAGAGUGUACAAUGGAGGCUGUGACAGGGGGAAAACCACUAAUGGAGGGACAGUGUGGCAGGAAAAGAGUCUCCAGGAUCCCAGCCCGUCCAGUGGAAGGUCACUGAAAGACCAGAUAGCAUUUGGGAGUUCGCCUUCAUCUGAAUCUGUUCCUCUGAACUCCUCUCCUGUCCUGUCUCCGUACACUCCCAACAACAACAACUACAACCACCAUGAACUGUCCUCCCUUUCGUCCACAUCCAGCCCCUCUCCUCCAGCCCGGCGUACCCCCACUCCCUCCCACAGCUCCACCUCCAGCAUCCCCUCCCUGUCCUCCCUUACCUCCUCAGACCCCCCGACCCCUCGCUCCCCAUCGCCAGCAGACAGAGGACAAGCUCUCCCUAGAGCGCCCUCAUCCUCGCCGGCCUCCUCUCAGGACACCAGGCAUGCCUCUUCCUCUUCCUCCAUGUCCUCCACCUCCCCCUCCCCCUCACUUUCCCCAUCUAUAUCUCCCUCCCCCUCCAUUGUCCUCAGCACCAACAGCCCUGCUGCCCUGAAGAUGGGCACCCAGCAGCUCAUUCCCAAGGGUUUAGCAUCGGGGAUCCGCAGCAAGGCGCCUCACGCUGAGCAAAGCCAAGGUUUGGUCGGGCUGCUGGGGUUGGAUCAUUCCAAGCGAGCGCUGAAAGCUCUCAGCAUGGUAGAAACAGGAAGCUACUUUUCUACCGGAGGGGGCCACGGUGAAGGGACGGAUGGGGAAAGUGAGAGCCCAGGGACACUAAGACGAGGUCUGAGGAGUACGUCCUAUAGGAGGGCCGUUGUGAGCGGAGUAGACCUAGAGGUCCCAUCGGUAGAUCCCAAGGCCCAUCGGUUGGCCCAGGCUAUCAUCAAGUGGCAAAAUGAGGACAUGCCAGAUUCAGUCAGCCCAGCAAGUCCUGGCACGGUAAACCCUCCGAGCCCUGGAAGUGCCAAGCCUCCGAGCCCUGGGACGCCCAAACUCUCCAGUCCUGGGACGCCCAAACUCUCCAGUCCCGGGACGCCCAAACUCUCCAGUCCUGGGACGCCAAAACUCACCAGUCCUGGGACGCCCAAACUCUCCAGUCCUGGGACGCCCAAACUCUCCAGUCCUGGGACGCCCAAACUCUCCAGUCCUGGGACGCCCAAACUCACCAGUCCUGGGACGCCGAAACCAGCCAGCCCCAGGAUUUCGAAGCCUGCUAGCCCUGGGAAAGAAAAGCCGAGCAGCACUGAGAAAAACAAGAGUCCAGAGAAGAAAAGAGUUUUGACCACUCAGCGCACAUUUGACAGUGAAGAGGAGGAACUGUACCAGAACUACCAGGAGAAGGCCUUACAUAAUGAUUCAGAUGAGGAUGCUGAUUCCAGAGAACCCAAACCAGAUAACGGCAUCGUGGUGCAGUACAGACCUAUACGCACCUCCUGGAGCCAGCUCAGUGUGGUCAAGAAAAGUGGUCUUUCUGAUCGAAUGAGCCAGGAAGAACGCAAAAGACAAGAGGCCAUCUUUGAGGUGAUCUCGUCGGAGCACUCUUAUCUCCACAGCCUGGAGAUCCUGAUCCGCAUGUUCAAGAACUCUGCAGAGCUCAGCGAGAUCAUGACCAAGACCGAACACCACCACCUCUUCUCCAACAUCACGGACGUCUGUGAGGCCAGCAAGAAGUUCUUUAAGGAGCUGGAGGAGAGACACCACCAGAACAUUGUAAUCGAUGACAUCAGUGACAUCGUCGACAAACAUUCUCAGUCCAACUUUGACCCGUACGUCACAUACUGCUCCAACGAGGUCUACCAGCAGAGGACCCUGCAGAGGCUGGUCUCCAAGAAUCCAGUGUUUAAGGAGGUGCUGACCAGGAUCGAGAGCCACCCAGACUGCAGGAACCUCCCCAUGAUCUCCUUCCUCAUCCUGCCCAUGCAGAGGAUCACCCGGCUGCCCCUCCUCAUGGAUACAAUUUGUCAGAAGACACCUAAAGACACGGCACAAUAUGAAGAGUGUAAGAAGGCUUUACAGGCAGUCAGCAAGGUGGUAAGGAAGUGUAAUGAAGGAGCUCGCACCAUGGAGAGAACAGAGAUGAUGUACACCAUCAACUCUCAGCUGGAGUUCAAGAUCAAGCCGUUCCCGCUGGUCUCGUCCUCCAGGUGGAUGGUGAAGAGAGGAGAGCUCACUGCGUUUGUGGAGGACAACGGCAUCUUCCUCAAGCGGAAAACGCGGCAACAAGUUUAUUUCUUCCUCUUCAAUGACGUCUUCAUCGUCACCAGGAAGAAAAGCGAGGAGAGCUACGCGGUGCUGGACUACGCUCUGAGGGACCAGAUCUGGGUGGGCCCCGGCCGGCCCGAGGACCUCAGCCUGUCUCCGGUCAGGAGCUCCGGCAGCAUGCUGAGCUCACGCCAGGCUGGCGCCAACCAUCUUUUCCGCCUGCGUUUCCGUAGCAACCACUCCGGUGAAAAGGUCCCCAUGAUCCUCGGGACGGAGCUGCUGAAUGAACGUGCUCGAUGGAUCAGCGCUCUGGGCCAGAACGUCAACAACAACAAGAGUCAGGACAGAAGCAACGUCCUGCAGGUGGAGGUGAUCAGAACUUACACCGCCAAGCAGCCUGACGAGCUCUCGCUGCAGGUGGCUGACGUGGUGCUGCUGUCACAGAGCGUAGAGGACGGCUGGUAUGAAGGCGAGCGGCUGCGUGACGGAGAGCGCGGUUGGUUCCUGGCUGAAUGUGCCGAGCCAAUCACGUGCCAGGCCACCAUCGAGCGCAACAUGCAGAGGAUGGACCGCCUGCAGGGCCUGGAGACCAACGUAUGAGCAGGACCCUUUGACUCCCAGAGACCCAGAGACUCUUUAUGAGAACUGAACCAGGACACAAGAGUUCAGUUACAUCAUCAGUCUCUGGCCUUCGUUCUGCUGGACAGAAGGUUAAAGAUGAAGACUCUUCAGACUUCUGUCCACUACAAACCGUCUGGAGCUUCAAGGCAGAGAGUUGAGAACGAACAGAGACUAACAGAGAUCUCCUGAAUGAGUGGCGGGUCUGAGUGGGUGGGAUGGGGGGGGGGAUCUGUCACAUUCAUUAAUUCUCCGGUUGGUAAGAAAACCUCACACCCACUAGCCAGAGUCACUGCUUUCAGAACCGUGCUACAGAACAACGGUUGGUGUGAAAUUUGUAUUUUUUUUUGUAUUUUCAAGCAUAUUUUUUGAGUGUAAGUGAUGUGCAAUGGAAUAAUUGAGAGUACUCCAUCGCUAUAGGAGGGAAAGUAGAACAAACAGUGUGGAAAUGACAGCAGCCUGAUUUCUGUUAAUGAGGAUCGGCCAUGUGACGAUGCAGCUAUGAAGAUGAAGAUGGUGGUGAUAAUAACGUAGUGAUGAUCAGGCAGCUUCUUUAGUGUGUGUGUGUGUGUGUGUGGGUUCGUCUUGUGACAGUUUCAGUAGUGAAACUAUUACAGCGAACACAAUAAAAUACAAAAGGUGUAUAUUAAGCUGCAAAAGAAAAACAUGAGUUCUACUUGUCUGAAGCCCAUGGCACUUUGUGUAAAUAGAACAAGUCAUAAUGAAUUGGAUAAGAAGAGUUAGAGUCCUCUGGGAGGUUAUAAGCUCGUAUGUCAUGUGCAGGUUAAGAAGGGCCGUUUGUCUCCAGUUAAUGUCACCGCCCUGAAUCACUCUACAUUUGUGUCACAAAUGCCAUUUUUCUCUCCAUCCACUCAAUUAUUUGAAAUAUGGCCCACACUAGCUGCCAGCCAGGGGAGUGUAUAUAAAUAUGGCCCUCAGGAUUUAUAUCUGUGAUGCUACAGGAGAGAAGAAGUUAAUUAGUGUGCUGACGGUGAGACCGGAAGAGAAGAGCUGCCCCGCUGCUGUUAGUGUGAGUCAUCAUUUAGUGUUGCCACGCCCAGCCAGAGGACACCAACGGCUGGGUGGGAGUGUGGUGGUGAUAACACCAUCUAUCAGCCCCCCGCUCUGGCCCUGCUCCAGACCAUAGACCGCUCCAUGAAGCAGGUCCAGACCACAACAGAUCCAUGAAGCAGGUCCAGACCACAACCGCUCCAUGAAGCAGGUCCAGACCACAACAGAUCCAUGAAGCAGGUCCAGACCACAACCCUUAGCUCCAUGAAGCCAGGUGUGACAGGCAGGCAGCAGCAGGACACCAGGAUCCAGACCAUAGACCGUAUCAAUGAUCCAGACUAUAGACUAUAAAUGAUCCAGACUAUAGACCGUAUAAAUGAUCCAGACCAUAGACUGUAUAAAUGAUCCAGACCAUAGACUGUAUAAAUGAUCCAGACCAUAGACUGUAUAAAUGAUCCAG